This is a messenger RNA of Spinacia oleracea (spinach), 1323 nucleotides long. Its product is annotated as pentatricopeptide repeat-containing protein At3g13160, mitochondrial. Gene Ontology annotation, cellular component: chloroplast. Gene Ontology annotation, molecular function: protein binding. The coding region runs from base 1 to 1323 and encodes 440 amino acids. The record is from RefSeq and is a predicted model, not a curated record. NCBI's taxonomy places the organism in Eukaryota, Viridiplantae, Streptophyta, Magnoliopsida, Caryophyllales, Amaranthaceae. The transcript is spliced from 2 exons. Gene Ontology annotation, biological process: mitochondria-nucleus signaling pathway; chloroplast-nucleus signaling pathway.
AUGUCUUCAAUCUCUCUUCUCCUUCGCCGCGCAUUCUCCACCUCUGCGGCACCAUCUGCUGUCGCUAACUACAACAACAUCAUGCGCCAUGAAGCUGACCUCAAAAAGGUUGUGGAAACCUUCAAGAAAUACACCCAGGAUUCCAAUUUUCGCAAAAGAGCUUCAUUUUACGAGCACACUGUUCGACGUUUAUCCAACACCAAGAACUUCACUUUGAUUGAAGAGAUACUCGAAGAUCAAAAGAAGUACAAGGAUAUCACUGAUGAAGGUUUUACUGUUCGUCUCAUUACGUUAUAUGGGAAGUCUGGAAUGUUUGAUCAUGCCCAUAAACUGUUCGACGAAAUGCCUGAACUAAAUUGUGAAAGAACUGUGCUUUCCUUCAAUGCCCUCUUGGGGGCUUGUGUUAGUUCUAAGAAUUUUGAUAAGGUUGACGGGUUUCUAAGGGAAUUGCCUGUGAAAUUAUCGAUUAAGCCGAAUGUUGUGUCGUAUAAUACUGUAAUUAAAGCAUUGUGUGAGAUGGGUUCUUUUGAUUCGGCUUUUUCGUUGCUUGAUAAAAUGGAAAAGGAGGGGUUAAAGCCUGAUUUGAUUAGUUUCAAUAUCCUGCUUAAUGCUUUCUACAAGAAUUCUAGGUUCUCUGAUGGUGAGAGAUUGUGGGCUAUGAUGGAAAUUCAUAAUGUAGUUCCUGAUAUCAUAAGUUAUAAUUCGAAGGUAUAUGGACUGAUUUUGGAGAGUAGGAUUCAGGAAGCUGUGGACUUUGUUCAAGAAAUUACAUCCAAGGGCUUGAAGCUUGAUGUGUACACUUAUACUAUUUUGUUCAGAGGCUUUUGCAGUGAUGGGAAGUAUUUAGGAGAAGCUAAAAGAUGGUUUGAUGAAAUGAUGAAAACUAAAUGUCCACCAAACCACCUGACAUUUGCAAUAUUGCUAAGAUAUGCUUGUAAAAACAAUGAUUUCCACUUUGGUUCCCGGUUGUGUAGAGCGUUGUUUUAUCGUCGUUGUCGGUUAAAUGAGGUGGGCUUGCUGCAGAAGGUUGUUGAUGGGGUAGUGAAGCAGAAAAAUAUCAGGGAAGCAGAGGAAGUGCUUGUUCAAGGAAGUGUGCCUAAUGUGAAAAGUCUAUCUGUAAUCACAGGGAUAAAGGUGCAAGAUAGGCCAUUUGAAGACAUACAAUUUAAGCCUAAGGGUUCUAAGAAUUCUAGUCGCACGGGUUUCUCCCAAAAGAAUCAGAGACAAACCUGUUUAUCUGGUAAUCAAUUUGUCUCCAGUGCUAGCUGCAUGCAGAUCUUAUUAAGAAGUAUGUUUAAGUUGCUGGCAGAUUUGAGUGUAUGA